AUGUCGGGUCGUGCCUACAGAAAAGCUUUAAAAGAUAAGGAGCUACAAGCGGAACGAGGAAGUUCCAGUAAUUUGGAUUUUGAGGAAUUGGAUGCUGAACGAAACGAACCAGCCAAAAAUUUGUUUGAUUUGCUUAAUGAAGAAGAAGAAAAUAAUAAUGACGAGGAAAGGUCUGCUGAGGAGGAGUUAAAGGACGAAGAUUCAAAGGGGGAGGCAAGAGACCAGACCACCACGAGAACGAAUCAAAUUGAUGAGAUGAGUGUGGGAGAGUUGGAAAGGGCUAUCAGAGAGAUUACCAAAGAACUUGGUCCACAAUCUAGUAAUUCAGUGAAAACGAAUAAAUCAAAAAAGGCCAAAUCAGAUUUCCCCCGUGACAAUUCGAAUAUAUCACUACUGACAGUAGAUACUAAAAUGCUAGAUGCCGAUGCUGAGAUGAGGAGAAUGUUUGGAUCUGCCGUUGUAGAUCGAGAAAUCCGUGGUCGGAACUAUUCUCGUACGGCCAAGAGAAUGCUCUUGGCUAGACCUCGAGAUAGUUGGCCUCCAAUUGACAGAGUAGGAUACGGAUUGAGUAUGGAGUUUGUGGAAGAGAAGAACGGAGUUCAAUAUUUUAAGAUAAAUCAUUCGCAAAAGUAUCGUUCUAUACAAGAGUUGUUUCUUGAUUGCAUUGCUAGUCACGAUCCAAACACCAUUGCUGCUCUUGUGCGCGAUAAUCCAUAUCAUAUUGAUUCGUUGCUGCAACUGAGCGAUAUUUGCAAAAUGUCUGGAGAUCAUGGUGUUGCCGGAGAGAUGGUUGAGCGCGCAUUGUAUGCGUUCGAAAAGUGUUUUCAUCCUGAAUUCUACAUAUCAAAAGGAACAGUUCGGCUGGAUUACAAACACUUUGAGAAUCGGGCAUUUUUCCUAGCAUUAUUCAGACAUGCAAUGUUUUUGUCUCGCAGAGGAUGUUGGCAGACAGCGUUUGGUUUCACCAGAUUACUUUUAGCUUUGUCACCUGAGAGCGAUCCGUUGUCUGCAUUGUUAUUUAUUGAUUUCUUUGGGCUUAAAACGCGGCAGUAUUCAUAUGUAUAUACUAUGGCUAAUGAGUGGAAGGCGAAAAAACUCUAUAGAUAUCCCAAUUUUGCAUAUUCGAGGGCACUGGCCAAAUUCCAUCUAGAACUGCAAGAUGAUAAGGACUCGGCUAAUGAGGAGAGUUCUGCUCUGUUAAAACUUGCAAUUAUAUAUUUCCCGGGGAUAGUGUUAGGAUUGGCUAAGAAAUGUGAUAUCAUAUUGGGCAGCGACAUUGUCAGUCAUGCAUAUUUUCAACCACUCGAGGAUAAGUCUUACUUGAGCCUAUUGUAUGAUUUGUACAUUGAACAGACUUCUUCAUUAUGGGCACAAUCGGAAGUAGCUUCGUGGUUAACGACUACGUUAGUUAGUCUAAUGUCUGAACUAUCCGAACACGUCAGCGAGCAGGAAGGUGGAAAUCAGCUUGUAAUUUUUAUUCCAUCCCAUACGAGUUCUGGACAAAUAGAGGUUGGUGAAUGCAUUCGUGAAUCAUUUUAUAAUGCCGGGGUACCGCAAAAUGUUUGUCGAUUUGUAAUUGUAUCAGAGAACAACAAUCUCCGUGGCCAUCUGCCUCCUGAAAUAAGUGCGAUGGAGAUAAUGCUGUACGAUCCAUUGCCGCCGACUGACGGCGACAAUCAAUAUGACCGAUAUGUGAUGGGAUCGAGUUCGGGAGCGCGUACUCACAGGUGGCAAAAUUUCUUAGUGGCUCAAUUGAGAAGGCUGUUAAACGGAGCACCAAACGCGGACCUCAAUAGAUUGGCUGAAAGAUUAAAUAACCAUAUCAUUGAGGACGAAGAAUUAUUUUUCGAUCCGCCUAUGGAUGGAAUUAUAGAUCCUGAAGCUCGUUUUGGCGUACCCGGCGCUUUUCCUGACGUUCUCCCUGGCGCUUUUCCUGGCGACUUGGCCAGCAGUUUCCCUGCCGAGAUCCCUGAUGAUUUCCUUGAUGACGCUUUUCCUGAUGAAUUACAGGUAUAUCUAUUACGAAAAACAUGA
Messenger RNA from Paraglomus occultum, 2034 nucleotides. Lineage: Eukaryota; Fungi; Glomeromycota; Glomeromycetes; Paraglomerales; Paraglomeraceae. The record is from the annotation of a GenBank genome assembly.